This is a messenger RNA of Cryptotermes secundus, 1585 nucleotides long. Its product is annotated as 4-hydroxybutyrate coenzyme A transferase. The coding region runs from base 17 to 1390 and encodes 457 amino acids. Gene Ontology annotation, molecular function: acetate CoA-transferase activity. Gene Ontology annotation, cellular component: mitochondrion. Lineage: Eukaryota; Metazoa; Arthropoda; Insecta; Blattodea; Kalotermitidae. Gene Ontology annotation, biological process: acetate metabolic process. The record is from RefSeq and is a predicted model, not a curated record. The transcript has 9 exons.
CGAAGAGGCAAGCAAUAUGAACGCGUUCAAGAAAGUGUUACAGUUGAACCCCCUAAGAUGUUUCUCUCAGUACAGCAAAGCACCUGCUGGGACAAAUUUUGUCUCAGCUAAUGAAGCAUUAAAGCGCACCUUAAAUUCUGGUAACACAGUGUUUAUACAAGGUGCAGCAGCUACACCGGUUCCUCUGGUUAAAGCAAUGACAGCUGUGGCCAAGGAAGCCCGUCUGAAGGACAUCAAAGUGUGUCACAUUCACACAGAAGGACCUGCACCCUACUCACACAAAGACUAUGAAGGAAUAUUCCGUACCUACUCAUUCUUCAUAGGAGCCAAUGUUCGCAAGGGUAUAGCCGAGGGACAUGCUGAUUCUGUGCCCAUAUUUCUGUCACAGAUACCUUCAUUGUUCCACAAAAAGAUAUUUCAACCAUCCAUAUCACUUAUUCAGGUAUCAGCUCCUGAUCGUCAUGGCUUCUGCAGUCUCGGGACAAGUGUGGACUGUGUCCCUGCAGCCCUCAUGCACAGCAAAACUAUUAUAGCUCAAGUGAAUGAGAAAAUGCCAAGAACCUUCGGUGAUACUGUAAUUCAUCAGUCACAAAUUGAUUAUGCUGUUGAAUUGGACUGUCCUAUUGUACAGCAUGAGAGGAAGGCACCAAGUGAAGCAGAAAAAGAAAUUGGAAAAUUAAUAGCAGAAAACCUUGUGGAAGAUGGAGCAACUCUGCAGAUGGGCAUUGGCAGCAUACCAGACGCUGUCCUGUCAGCAUUAAAGGGUCAUAAACAUCUGGGGAUCCACUCUGAAAUGUUCAGUGAUGGAGUCGUCGAUUUAGUGAAAUGUGGCGCAAUAACAAACAGCGAGAAAUCAAUGCACAAGGGAAAGAUAAUUGGAUCUUUUCUCAUGGGAUCUCAAAAGCUGUAUGACUUUGUUCAUGACAAUCCUUCCAUAGAAAUGCUUGCAGUGGACCACGUGAAUGAUACAGAUAUCAUUUCAAAGCAAACAAAAAUGACUGCUAUUAACUCUUGCAUAAGUGUGGACCUCUCUGGACAAGUAAAUGCUGACUCUAUUGGAACACGGAUGUACUCAGGUUUUGGAGGUCAACUUGACUUCAUUUAUGGUGCUGCUAUUGCAGCUGAUAAAAAAGGGAAACCCAUAAUCGCGUUAGAGUCAACGACUAAGACUGGUGAGAGUAAAAUUGUUCCCUACCUCAAAGAAGGUGCUGGAGUGGUUACCACCAGAGGUCAUGUCCGCUAUGUUGUCACAGAACAUGGAAUUGCUGACUUGUUUGGAAAAUCAUUACAGCAGAGAUCAUAUGCUCUGAUUAAUAUUGCGCAUCCCAAACACCGAGAAGCUCUCACAAAAGCAGCAUUCGAACGUUUUAAGGUUAUGCCAUCACCAUGAAUGUAAAAAACUGUCAUGAUAUGCUUAUUGUCCUUACUACUCAAACACUAAAAGUGUAACUUUACUCCUUUACAAUGUUAUUAAAACCAUAAAACGUCAUUAUUUGCUUAGUUAUGGAGCUAAACCCUUCUUGAGAAGCCAAACCUGCAGCUACUUAAGAAUUGCCCAGCAGUUUAUGGAACCCGAAGGUUCAUU